AUGAAGUACGCUAGCACCAUCCUUAUUGCAGCUUUCGCUGCCACCAAUGUCUUUGCCCACGGUGUCAUCACCGAGGUCCAGGGCGCCAACGGUGUAAACCUUCCCGGUCUCUCAGUAGCUGAUGGCACCCCUCGGGACUGUGCCACACCGAAGUGCGGCUCAGAGGCUGAUACCUCCAUCAUCCGAGACAGAGAACUUGGAACCUCAAAGGCUUCGGCACUCGGCCGUACCAACGGCGGCGGGCCCGUCGACGCUGCGAAGAUGGUCGCCCUGUUCAUGGACGGUGCCGGCGGCAACACCACCGCUGCCAAGGCCGCUCGUGACCUCCACGCCGAGAACAAGGCCCGAUACGCUGGUCUCGCCAUCCGCGCCACAGGGGGCGGUACCAAGACCCCCAAGGGCACUUCCGAGACUGGUGUGAAGGCCGCCACUGGUGCCGCUUCAGGAGGCAUGCCGACCACGGCUGACGAUGGUACUCUCACCAUGACUUUCCACCAAGUGAACCAGGACGGCGCCGGCCCCCUGACGGCUGCUGUCGAUGCCACAUCCGGCGGCACUGAUAGCUCUGCCUUCAAGACUGCACAGGUGACCCAGGAUGUCCCUGGAAUCGGCAUUGGUGGCCUCUCUGCUGCCACUACUAUGGAUUUCCCUGUCAAGAUUCAGAUGCCCGCUGGCAUGACAUGCCAGGGCUCUGUUGGUGGCGCUCAGAAUGUCUGUAUUGCACGACUACAGAACUCUGCCCUAGCUGGACCCUUUGGUGGUUCCGUCGCCUUUACCCAGAGUCCGGCUGCCAAGAAGCGUGCUAUUGAGUACACCUUGGCCCGCAAGCGAUUCGCUCGUGGCAUUGAGUCCAGCCAAUAG
This is a messenger RNA of Neoarthrinium moseri, 861 nucleotides long. RefSeq lists its product as uncharacterized. Lineage: Eukaryota; Fungi; Ascomycota; Sordariomycetes; Amphisphaeriales; Apiosporaceae. The record is from RefSeq and is a predicted model, not a curated record. The transcript is spliced from 2 exons. Bases 1 to 861 code for a protein of 286 amino acids.